AUGCGAGAUGAAGGUGAAAAAGGAGAUAGAGGAGAAGUAGGAAGGCAAGGAAAAGUUGGACCAAGAGGACCAAAAGGAAACAAAGGAACUGUGGGGGAUAUUGGUGAUCAGGGAAUGAUUGGGAAAAUCGGCCCAAUUGGCGGAAAGGGUGACAAAGGAGCCAAGGGCUUAUCAGGGGUGUCUGGAAAAAAGGGGAAAGCAGGUACAGUCUGUGAUUGUGGUAGGUACCGCAGAGUUGUUGGACAACUGAACAUCAACGUCGCUCGGCUUAACACGUCUAUCAAAUUUGUAAAGAAUGUUAUAGCAGGCAUCAGAGAGACAGAUGAGAAAUUCUAUUACAUUGUCAAAGAAGAGAAGAAUUACAGAGAAGCCUUGAUCCACUGCAGGGACAGAGGAGGAACACUAGCAAUGCCUAAAGAUGGAGCAACUAAUGCCCUGAUUGCUGACUACAUCUCCAAGAGUGGCCUCUUCCGAGCAUUCAUUGGAAUGAAUGACAUGGAAAAAGAAGGACAGUUUGUGUAUGCAGACAAUACUGCACUCCAGAACUACAGUAAUUGGAAGGAAGGGGAACCAAAUGACCCAACUGGUCGUGAGGACUGUGUGGAAAUGCUGAGCACAGGAGAGUGGAAUGAUUCAGAGUGCCAGGUUACCAUCUACUUUGUCUGUGAAUUCCUCAAGAAGAGAAAAUAAAAGUGGCACAGAAUGUGCCUGGUGUUUUAUGUACAUACAA
Messenger RNA from Tinamus guttatus (white-throated tinamou), 730 nucleotides. The record is from RefSeq and is a predicted model, not a curated record. Lineage: Eukaryota; Metazoa; Chordata; Aves; Tinamiformes; Tinamidae.